This is a messenger RNA of Penicillium canariense, 552 nucleotides long. RefSeq names its product ADP-ribosylation factor-like protein. The coding region runs from base 1 to 552 and encodes 183 amino acids. Gene Ontology annotation, biological process: protein transport. The transcript is spliced from 6 exons. The record is from RefSeq and is a predicted model, not a curated record. Gene Ontology annotation, molecular function: GTPase activity; GTP binding. Lineage: Eukaryota; Fungi; Ascomycota; Eurotiomycetes; Eurotiales; Aspergillaceae. Gene Ontology annotation, cellular component: lysosomal membrane.
AUGGCCGGGCUCUUUCGCACCAUCUAUGACUGGCUCCUGAGAAUGUUCUGGGCGACGGAGAUGGAUGUCACCAUGAUCGGCCUGCAGAAUGCCGGCAAAUCUUCAUUACUGCGGGUGCUAGCGGGCGGCGAAUUCACGGUAGACUCCAUCCCGACGAUCGGGUUCAACACCAAGCGAGUCCAAAAAGGCCAUGUGACCUUGAAAUGUUGGGAUUUGGGCGGACAGCCUCGAUUCCGCCCGAUGUGGGAGCGGUAUUGCCGAGGCGUGAAUGCGAUCGUAUAUAUCGUGGACGCAGCCGAUAAGGCUGCGCUGCCUGUCGCCGCCGAGGAACUGCACGAGCUGAUGAACAAGCCCACCUUGGAUGGCAUCCCGCUUCUCGUGCUCGGGAACAAGUCCGACCUCCCCAGCAAGCUAUCGGUCGAUGAGAUGAUCGAUGCGAUGGACUUGAAGUCCAUCACCCACCGCGAGGUGAGCUGCUAUGGCAUCAGCGCCAAGGAGGAGACCAAUCUCGAUGCUGUCCUGCACUGGCUGAUUGCGCGCGCCAGUCGGUGA